Molecule: messenger RNA, 2906 nt
Organism: Prorocentrum cordatum
Lineage: Eukaryota; Dinophyceae; Prorocentrales; Prorocentraceae
Source: the annotation of a GenBank genome assembly
GCCGGCAGCCCGUUCCCUCUGCAGUCCCCCGCGGAUCGAGCCACUCUGGUUGACAGGCCAAAGCCGCCAAUGCCGGCUCUCAGCGAAAGCCUCCCAGCGGCGCCGCCCAUGGAGCCGGCGCGCCCACCUCAGGGGGGCCCACAAGCACGCCGCAGCCUCCACGGGCGCCGCCGGGAAGAAGGCCGACGAGGAUAACAUGGAGAAGGUGCCCUCCGGCUGGGCCACAACCAGUUUGAACAAGGACGAUUCGUCAAGCUCGAUUGGGAGUCCUCAGAGCCCUGGGCCGCGCAGGAACGCAAGCGGCAUCACCAGGGUCUCGUCAGCCAGCAAGAGAGUUGUCGACGCAGGACGCCGCGAGUUCUGCUGCUACGGCCUGUCGUGGUCCGCGGUCGCCGAGGUAUUCACCACGCCCGUGAACACGGAGGCGGAGGGGGAGACCGCGGGCUGGGCCGUGCAGCUCCAGGUGCGCGGGCCGCCCCCCGGCUCCGACGCGAGCUUCAAGUCGAUGGCGCGCAGGUUCGCCAAGCACUGCUGCACGGAGAUGAAGUACUUCCCGAUCCCGCUGGUGUUCACUUUGAUUCCGACGAUCUUGACAUCGCUCGUGGCGGGCAAAUGGAGUAUCGGUGGAUUGGUCGAUCCCCCAUGGACGUGCGACCCCAAGGAGUCGACGAUCAUGCUCAUGUACAUCGAGAGAGCGAGGAAACAGCCGUGGCUGGACGAGCUGCUGAGCCCGCUUCCUAAAGUAUUGUAUUUUGCUGGGCUCGCAGGCACCCUGUACGUCAUAUGCGCCUCGUGGUCUUGGAGGAUCACCGGGAAGAUCUUCAGGUUGUGCGUGCUGUACCCCGUCAUCGUUCUUUGCAUGGCUUGGUCUGCUCCCAUAUGGAUGAGAUCUGUAUUGGUUGGUGUUGGUCAAGCCGAUUGCCCGCUUGUUCAGGCCUGGCAGAUUGGGUUUGAAGAAAUUCAGGUGUACUUUGCGGUCCCUGCCAUUACUGUCGCGACCUUCGCGUACUUAUCCAAAGCCACUGGGAACGUAUGCUUCUACAUGUUCAAGUUCGAAUUUGUCUUGGUGUUCUUGUUGUACUGGUUCGUGCUGAGGCCGCGGGCUAUAUCGCUGAGCGACCAGGUUGAUGAGGCGUCCGACCGCAUGAGGGUGUUCUUGGUAGUCUUCCUCAGCCUCUCGAUGGAAUUGGUCUGCAUGCCCUGGACGCGGAUGAUUGCGCGCGCCUCGAAAGGUAACCACUGGUCAACGUCAUUUCUCAUACCAUCGUUUUUCAUUGUGUUCAAGGCCUCCAUCGGAAGGAUGAUAGUGGUCGGGAUACAGCGGUGGGAGUACGUGACAACAGUUCUGGUUAUCAAUGGUGUUGGAGAGUACCUGCUCCGAAUCAACAUGAAGUUGCGCGACGAGCUUGUGUACCGCAGGCUGUUCGGGCGGUUCGUCGAGAACCCGUCGGCCCAGCUCGCCAGCGACAGGAGCAAGAACAUCCGCAUGCACACGUUUGCGUUUGAGACUCUGUGCCAGCAUGUGUUCACCAUCAACGGCAUUGUCCUGGUUCUGGUCUUCGACUACUCUGGAAAGGGCGAUACAAACCCGGAUCCCAUCAAGUUGUUUCGCACGUUGGUGAUACAGGUCAUCGUGGAAGCAUUGGUCGAUUUUUCCGCGUUGCUCACCCUGAAGAAGGUGUACGGGUAUGACAUCAUGGCCAAAGCCGAUGGGCGUUCGUGGACGUGGUCGUUGCUGUUUUGUCCUUUCAUGCUGUUCUGGUCCGCGCACGCGAUGAUCGACGAGACAGCCACCUAUUGCAGGACGCCAUCAGGGCCAGAGUUCGAGCAGUACAACCUCACGUCGACCUGGAUGAGCUGCCGUGCUCUCGACAGUCUGCUGAACGCCACCGCUCUCUCGUGAUGCCGGGGCAGCGCCCUCUGCACCCCGCGGGCGUCCGGCAGCGGCGCAAGAGGGGCUCUUGCCGCUGCAGGGCACGAGCGAUGUGUGGGCUGAGGUGUCAGCACUUCGGUGGUUCGAGUUUUCUCCAUGCAGCAGCACCGAGCUCGCGGGGGUGGGAGAGUUGUCGUGGCGUCAAGCGCUCAUCCCAGAUGGUGUGGUCCCAGGACGGGCGGCUGCAGUCGGCCCCCGCGCGCGUGCUUUAUGCUGGAUCAGCGUGUUUGCUUGGGUGGUGCACAGACAGCGUGUCCCCAGAGGACGCCAAUUUUGCACACAACCUUGCUCUACGGUCUUGUGCCAGGCCAACUUGUCUGUCGGGUUGGUGUACAAAAGCUGUGCUCCCAAGCAGACGCAAGGAGGCGGCGCGAGGCGGGCACUAAUUCAUGCAGGGUCUGACCUUUUGCGUGGUGUUACCUUCGGGCGCGACGCCUGCUACUAAGUCGCACUCCGCCGCAGUAUAAGUGAACCGUGCCACGAGAUUCUCGCCGUGGGCGAUAUUUUUGUUGCGCGUUUGCGCGCGCUUGAUUGCCCUGCUUGGCGCUUACAGUCGUCGAAUUGCUUUUUUUCAUAAGCGGUUCUCCCCUCGCCGGCGUUACCCUCUGAUCCCGGCGCGGUGCCAGCAUAUCCGCAGCGGCCCGUGAGAAAGCAGAUCUCAGCGGUCGCAGGCCUUAGUUUGCGCAGCGUUCUCUGACUCCAGCACCACGUGGCACAGCACCGCUCGUCCUGCUCGCGCCAGCCCGACGCACAGCCUCGGGACCGAGGUGGCCUGGAAAGAGAGGCUGUGGCUGUCCGGCGCCUGACUAUAAGAGAUGCCUGCUUCCCCGCGCGCCUUGCAGUGUUGGAGGCCCGCCGAGGGAGGCCCCAGCUUACGACCUGCGUGCGCUGCUUGCUGCUACAGUCAUACGGCCGGCGACACACGCUGUAGACCGCACCGGCGCGGUGGCCGAGAGGGAGCCUCGGGGGCGGA